AUGUCCUUGCAGUCCGCUCUAGAGAAGCUCGCGUCUUAUCGCACAAAUAACACAAGAGACUCUCGGGAGGUAUUCCGGCAAGGCGUCUUUGUUCUAAAGUCAGGAAAAACGUCAAAUCUCGGCGACGACGGAUGGGCUUUCCUCGAGCAACUGACCCUGGCUUCGAUUGACGUAGGGCGAUUGGAUGUAGCCGAUCAAUGCCUGAAGCAAUUAGGCGAACGCUUCCCAGACUCGCCCCGAGUUGAUGUGCUUAAUGGUAUCAGGAUGGAGGCAACUGAAUCGCCAAGCACAGUUUUGAGCUACUAUGACGAGCUCAUGAAUAUGGAUCCUUCGAAUGCUGCUGUCUGGAAACGACGGAUAUCUGUUCUGAGGAGGAUUGGACGGGUUGAAAAGGCGGUGGAAGAGCUGAACGAAUUCUUGGAUACAUUUUACACAGAUGCUGAGGGUUGGUUGGAACUUGCAGAUAUUUUCGCGUCAUGCAACCAAUACAACUUUGCCUUACAAGCGCUGGCACAUGUCCUUCUUCUCACUCCCCAGAACCCCUUCGCCUUCCUGCAGUACGCAGAAACUGCCUACACCGCAGGAGACAUACCCCUUGCGCUCAAGAUGUUCCUUGUUGUUAUCGAUAUGAACGACCGUGAAGACGAAGAUACCAUCCCUCUCGGCAUAUCUGUCCGCGCAUGGUGGGGAAUCAAACUUUGUACCCGUCAACUCAUCGCUUCUACCUCCUCAUAUACUUCCCUAUCCAAUACAGCAGUACCGAAGAAUAUCAAGCUUAUUGACGAACUAGCGACAGAGAGGGUAUUGACUGCCUACAGCGGCGAACAAGGUGUUCAAACAAGAAGUUUGGUGUCGACUUGGAUGUCGGGAAGAUAG
Messenger RNA from Cyclocybe aegerita, 876 nucleotides. NCBI's taxonomy places the organism in Eukaryota, Fungi, Basidiomycota, Agaricomycetes, Agaricales, Hemipholiotaceae. The record is from the annotation of a GenBank genome assembly.